Molecule: messenger RNA, 1521 nt
Organism: Penicillium olsonii
Lineage: Eukaryota; Fungi; Ascomycota; Eurotiomycetes; Eurotiales; Aspergillaceae
Source: the annotation of a GenBank genome assembly
AUGAUCUCCAGCUCAGCUGCAGACAAGGCAACAUGGCGAAUGAUCCUCCUCUCCAUAUGGGUUUCCUUCGCGGUCUUCAUCGCCUCCUUUGACCAAAGCUAUGCGGGAGUCGUGCUGAUCAUGCCCUCCUUCCGUUCUGCUUUUGGCCAUUGUCCUUCGCCAGACGAGUGUACUCUCUCGACCCUGCAGCAGUCGAUGAUUAGCAUUACCCUUCUCUUCCAGGGGCUGGGAAGCGCCACGACAGGCUUGCUGGGAUACUGGGUCGGUCGCAAGACGACUAUCCAAUUCGCAUGUGUCCUGUGCUCGAUCGGGGCGGCAGGAAUGCUCGGCACAUCGGGUAGCUUCCUCCACUACAUGGUGUGCAAGUGUAUCAGUGGGGUGGGGAUUGGACAGCUCCUUGCUUCGAGUAUGGUCUAUGGGUCUGAAUGUGUGGUCGCCAGCAAGCGGGGCCUGUUACUCGGCGUUUUCAAUAUUGGACUCGCCCUGGGGACUGUGUUAGCCGCCGCGGUCUGUGCCGGGUCCGCCACUCUGAAACCAGAUGAUGACUGGCAGUGGAAGACGCCGAUCGCAUGCCAGAUCCCACUUGCGGUGAUUCUUGGGCUGGGAACGAUGAUGUUCCCGGAAUCGCCGAGGUGGCUGCUGUUGCGGAAGGAGAGGGAGCGGGCGCGCGACUCGUUCGCGGCUUUCAAAUCGUUGGAUCCGCAGUCAUUGGAAGUGACGGCGCAAUUGGAUGAUGUGCAGCGACACCUUGACCUGGAAGCCAGUCUGAGUGCGACGACAUCUUGGGUGGAGAUCUAUCGAGGUCUUGAUCUUCGUCGAACGGCCAUCUCGGCCAUGACCUUGGUGGGACUGUCGAUUACGGGCGUGCAGUUCAUCUCGCAGUACGCCGCUUUAUUCCUUAGCGGAGUCGGUAUCGACAAUCCAUACUUGAUCAAUGCCAUUGUCGGCCUGUGCAUCUUCGCCGGAGCACUGAUCGGUCCCCAUGCCCUCGAGUAUGGUGGAAGACGCUUCUCCCUGUUGCUCGGGUAUACGCUCAUGGCAGCCUGUAUGCUCAUCUUGGCAUCGGUGAGCACGGGGCUCGGCCCCAGCGAUCCCACCGCAAAGAACGUGGUCGUUGUGUUCCUUUGUCUCUGGGCGUUUGCAUUUGGUGGAUUCGUGGGGUCCGGCGCCUGGUUGUCUUCGGCGGAAAUGCACAGUGUGCGGCUUCGGACAUACGGUCAAGCCAAUACGACCUCUCUGUAUGAGAUUGGAAGCUUUGGCGCCGCGUUCUGGACGCCGUAUAUGCUCAAUCCGGAAUAUGGUAACAUGGGGGCCAAUGUUGGCUACUUUUACUUCGGCGUCACGAUUGCUGUUUUGGCCUUGACUUACCUAUUCGUGCCUGAGACGGCUCGUUUGACCCUUGAGCAGAUUGAUGAUCUAUUCAUACGGGGUGAGAGGGCUUGGAAGACAUCUCUCAAGCAAAAUGCGGCGAUUGCAGCUGCUCCAGGGCUGGAUCCAGGCAUGGUUGAGCGGCAGCAGUGA